UUUUCAGCGCUCUGUCAUCUGUGUUUUUCAGUGGAUUGAUAGUGGAGUAGUUGUUUAUUUUCUUUUAAUACAUUGAAACUCUCCUUCUGCUUGCUCUUUUAUUGUCGUAUUACUACAUUUUUGCCGCUAUGGAAGAUUGCAAGCCAUCUGGAAACCCUAAUAACAAAGGUUCAUUCGAUCCUGGAUGGAACGAUCCCCCUACUUUCUCAUACAACGCCCAACAGACGACUCCGAACAGACCGCGUAACUUUCUAAACAAAAGAGUAGCCUUUCCCUUAUCAGGAACUGGCGUUAGCAACGCAACCCCGCCUCCUGUAAAUAUGCCGCCCAUGCCAGCUGCGUUACCUGUAGCUCCACCAGUGCACAGCAACCCUAAAUUGUUUCAACCCGAGGAAGGGGUAGACAUUGACAGUGAAAGUACUUUGAAUGAAGUUAAAGAUAUCCUAAUAACAUUUUUGGAGAGCAGCAGUGAGUUAGGGCCCAAGGCAAAUGAUAUCAAGAGGAGAAUAAACAUGAUGGAGGAAAUGUGGACUAGUGGAAAAUUGAAUAAAAGGAUUCAUUUACAUAUGAAAGAGUUGGCUUAUGCUCUCAGAGAUGACCAACCGAGUAAGGCAGAUGAUAUCCAUAGGGCUCUGAUGGUAGACCAUGUGAAUGCUGUUGGAUCUUGGAUGCCAGGUAUAAAGCAGCUAGUGCAUCACUGCAUAGCUCGUUCAGAGUUACUAAACAUAGAGAAAGAAUAGUCAUUUCCUGUAUGUAUGUAUAGUUAUAAAAUGUAAUAUAAGAGUAUUAAAAUAUGUAAGGAAAGAUUGUGAUGUUAUAUUUUUUGCAUUGUAUUUUAUUAUUUGGCAAAAUAUGUGAUUUUUAUUUGCCAUUAUGCGAGGAAAUGAAAGUAACUGUGUUAUGAAAAUCUGUUGUAAAUAAAUGAUGUAUGACAAA
Messenger RNA from Ostrinia nubilalis (European corn borer), 936 nucleotides. RefSeq names its product steroid receptor RNA activator 1. The record is from RefSeq and is a predicted model, not a curated record. NCBI's taxonomy places the organism in Eukaryota, Metazoa, Arthropoda, Insecta, Lepidoptera, Crambidae. The transcript has 3 exons. Gene Ontology annotation, biological process: regulation of transcription by RNA polymerase II. The coding region runs from base 129 to 740 and encodes 203 amino acids. Gene Ontology annotation, cellular component: nucleus.